This is a messenger RNA of Apis mellifera (honey bee), 3405 nucleotides long. RefSeq names its product sodium channel protein Nach. NCBI's taxonomy places the organism in Eukaryota, Metazoa, Arthropoda, Insecta, Hymenoptera, Apidae. Bases 1556 to 3292 code for a protein of 578 amino acids. The transcript is spliced from 10 exons. Gene Ontology annotation, molecular function: ligand-gated sodium channel activity. The record is from RefSeq and is a predicted model, not a curated record. Gene Ontology annotation, cellular component: membrane. Gene Ontology annotation, biological process: sodium ion transmembrane transport.
GAAAUUAAUUAUAAUGAUGAAUUAUAGUUCAAUUAUUUCCGAUUUUAUUAGAAGAAUUGUCAGUCUCGAAAAAAAAUUCUUUUUUUAGGAUUUCGGAACAAUUUAUUAAAAAAAAAAAAUUCACAAAAAUCGAAUAAUCAACUUUCUUGAUUAUUCGUAACAUUUCGAUCUUAUUAACUUUAUAUUGUAAUAAUUUUUUCUUUUUUUUAAAUUAAUGAUUACGAGAAAAAAACUUUCAAACGAUAUAUAAUAAUUCUCAUUUUUCAGAGCCAACGUUUCUUCUAAAAUCGCGUUACGAUUAUCAAUUCGAAUAACACUCGAAUGGGAUCGAAAUUUUGAUUAAUAUUUCAUCAUCCCCUCCCUUCCUCCCUUCCCCAAACAACUUAAUCGAUCAAUCAUCGUACGGAUUCUAUUUAAUUCCACCGAUAUCGCGAUUCGAUUGAUUGUCACCGCGAUGAUCGCGGUUCUGAAUUGAUGACGAUGUGUACACAGCCCCCUGUUACGGGUCAUUUGGUAAGGGAUGGAUAUCAGGAAAAUCUCGAUUUCCAACUUUCUGGUGAAAGGUAAGGACGUUAAUGGAAGAGACAUUUCCGGAAUCGAGAACUUGGACGAAACUUCUCUCUCUCUCUUCUCUCCCCUCUUUUUCAUUCAAUUGAUCGUUCAUCGAUCACUUUCGUAUUAUCUAAUCAAACGAUCUUAAACGAAAUAAACAGCACAAUGUGUAAAUAUUUUACAAUUAAAAAAAUAAAUAAAUAAAAGAGGAGAUAGAACUAUAUAAAUAAUCAUACCGUGGACAAAGAAGAAAUAAAUUUUCCAUUUUACAUCAACGGAAUAGUUGAACGAAAUCAUCUUUCACUUUCUCUCAUACACCUGUUUCUAUUCUAAUUCUAUAAGCCGGAAACGUAAUCGGAAAGAUGGAAUAAAUUGCGCGAUCUCGGGAAAGGAGUUUUCAACGUGGACAACGUGCGUGAAACAAGCGAUGGCCAUCGGCGGUUAAACGAUGCCACAGAUAGCGCGACUUUGCCUCGUGUAUAUCGCAAGAAUGAUACGCGUGACGGAGGAAAAGAAUGGGGCGAGGGUUUUACGAGGGUGAAUAUAAACGUUUGCGAACAGCCAUGCAAAUACGAAAAGGCAGAUAGCGCGCGGCGGAAAUAUAACGCGAUCAGACCGCGCAACUUGCACCAUUCCGCGAAACUUUUUGCCACGGAUUUUCUCACCCCCAUCCUUUUAUCUCCUUCUUCCAUCCAGGUUUAUUCUCCCCCGUGACGCGACCCUUUUUAAUCAUCGUUAUUAUCGUGCAACGAGUCAUUCUGUUAUUUUCUCGAAUUCAUCUUAUCUGUGAUAAACGAAUUUUUACCAGAAUCGUCUAAUCUGGGAUAUUUUUGCAUCGCUCGUGUCUUCGAGUUGAAGUGGUUUGCUUGCAAUCUAUUUUUCGGAUGGAAAAAGAUCGAAGAAUCGAUAAAAGAGUACGACGAAACAACGAAUAUAUUCUCACAGUGUAACUUAUUUAAUUAUUAACUUUUUCUUCUCCUUCUCUUUUUACAUCAAGAUCGAGAUGCAACGCUAUUACAAAGGCAAACCGUCACGGCUCAAAAGAAGGAAAAGUAUGAAACAGGCUUGGGCGUUGUCCGAGCAGAUCGCGAUGACCAAAUCGCAUUUUCUACAGACUCUAAUAAAAUACUCCAAGUUGUAUUGCAAAUACACGAAACUGGCAGGAUUCAGAUACUUCGUGGAGUCUAAAACAACGUGGUUCGACAGGUGGAUAGCGAUUUGCAGCGUGAACCGAAUAAGUCGUCAAUCGGCCACGAAAUUGGCGAACGAAAUUUUCGCGGCCAAUAUCACCGAUCUAUCGCUCGACGAGAUCUUAGAGGCGAUCUUCCAGCUGGGCGAUCUCUACGACUCCGAAUUUAUGAUGCAAAAUACAUAUGAAAUUGACCAACUUCUCACGAUCUUCUACAACGGUUCUUACAGCAUCACCGAACUGAUGAAACGAUUAACGCCACAGUGUUCCUCCAUGCUGUCAAAGUGUCGGUUCCACGACGAGGAGCGGAACUGUUCCGAGCUGUUCGCAUUCCGCAAGACGCAGGACGGUUUCUGUUGCACGUUCAAUUAUGCCACCAAAGGGGACGAUACGCGUUUCACGAAUCGUAAGAACGGGACGGACCAUCGACGGGAGCCGAUCAAGGUUGAAAAUUUGACAGAGAGCGGCGGGCUGUCCGUGCUGUUGGAAUCAUCUCUGGACGAUUACUUCUACCCUAUUUUCCCCAGUGCCGAGUGGAAGGUGACCAUCUUCAAUCCCCACGAUUAUCCGGACAUGACCAGCGGAGGGGUAAUCGACUUUCUGGUCUCGCUAAUGAAACACCGGAGUGUGGAAUUGGAGGCAAUCGUGUUCUACAGUACAAGGAACAUUAUACCAUACCCUCUCGAGAAACGGGACUGCGUUUUCCAGGAUGAAAUGACCUCCUUCAACAUGUUUUACACUUACAGCGACUGCAUCGUCGACUGCAAGAUAGACGACAUAUGGAACACUUGUAAAUGCGUGCCUUUCUUCUUGCCCAAUCGAAGUAAGAAUCUAUUCGCCUUUCCAAUGUUUCCUAUUUUUCCAUGCUUUUACCAUUGGAAAAAUCCAAUCGUUCCCUCGAUCGUUUAUAAUGCGUCCGUUUAUUAUCCGCCAUUCUUGUUCGAAACAAAUAUUUUCACAGUUUCCCUUCUUCGUUACUUUCCAGAAUCGAGAAGAGUCUGCAACUUGGAGGACGUGUCUUGUUUGUCCAAGCAUAAAUCUAAAUGGUUCUCAGUCAUACCGCACGAGAAUCUGUACAAUAUCGAAGAUGUGAAGGAUAUUCUGCGUUGCGGUAAAUGCUAUCCCGAAUGCAACACUGUAAAUUACAAUGCAAAGAUAUCUAUAGCCGAUUUGGAAUCGAAUCAACACGUCGCUGAAUUAUUGGAAAACGUGGAUAUCAAGAAUCAAUCGGUGCUAACAAUAUACUUCAGAAAGUAUGGCACGAUCAGACUGAGGCAAGAUGUGAUUUAUCGUUGGUACGAACUCAUGGGUGACGCGAGCGGUAUUUGCGGCAUCUUCGUCGGUUUCAGCCUGAUUGCGAUCGUCGAGUUCGCUUAUUUCGUCGGCCUGUUCAUGCUCGAGCUUUUAAAGGGACCAACUUCGUCUGACGAGGACGGGAAACGUCGGCACGAACAACCGCCGAUACAGACGAUUUAUUGGGGCGAGUUGUACUCGCGCACGAGAAUUACGACGAAGAAUCAACGUGAUCGGGCUAUUCGUGGCAGAUAUUAACACGAUAUUCUCCCCCAAUGUUUGAAUAAUGCGUGUCCACUUCAUGGUGAAAUUCUAUCGUAUCUAUCGAAUUUUGAAAAAUGAUUUGUAGAUUCAUCUUCACGAAUGUUUAU